Molecule: messenger RNA, 3247 nt
Organism: Blastomyces dermatitidis ER-3
Lineage: Eukaryota; Fungi; Ascomycota; Eurotiomycetes; Onygenales; Ajellomycetaceae
Product: calcineurin binding protein
Exons: 2
Coding region: 868-1848 (326 amino acids)
Biological process (GO): calcium-mediated signaling
Cellular component (GO): cytoplasm; nucleus
Molecular function (GO): calcium-dependent protein serine/threonine phosphatase regulator activity; nucleic acid binding
Source: RefSeq, a predicted model, not a curated record
GGGCAAUCCAAUCAUUCGUAGUCAAUCACCGUUUGAUCGUGUAACUCAAUUGUUGGGGGCGGUGUUUGGAUCCACGAGCACUGGAGAAGCGAAGCCCAGAUAGCAUUGACAAGUUCCGGGAAAACCCUUCUUUCGUCAAUAAUAACCCAACAGCUGGCAGAAGAACGAGGCUCAGCGACCUGUAUAAAUAAAUACUCAUUUGGAACCCGAGAGCAACCUGGCAAGACUGCAAGAGUGGGUGUUUCAGGGCGAUGUCUUGCGGAGAUAUUUAGCCAACUCCACGGGCCAAUUUUAUUCGACAGACUGGUUGAGGAGUGAGUACAUACGGACUACUCCGUACACAGUACGGAUUACAUCUGCAAAUAAAUAAAUAAGAAUAAGCCCGUCACGCCAUCACUGGGGCUCAGCGCGGGUAGUCCAGCGGUGUCGGAGGUUUGCCUUCGGGGGAGAGGAGCUGUGAAAAAUCUGGUAGUGGGCUGCUGCUGCGCCUUUUUCCUUUUUGCUGGCCAGUCAGGCUGUUGCGGAGAGAGAAAUCAAUAAUAAAUAAAUGUCAUUAUUUUUUUCGCCCGAGUCCCGUCUGCUUCGCCCCAGUAAAUAAGUUAAAACAACUAAAUAACUUCAGUUGGGCCAUCUUCAACUCCACUCUUGCCACAGCUAGCUACAGUGGGUUGGUUGUUGCACCCUGCUAUUAUAUCAAUCAAUUCUGGCGGGUUGAGGAAGCUGCCAGCUUUAUUUACGACAACAACAUCUGCUGUAGCCACUUCGACGCCUCAUAUUUCUUUAUUAAUAUCUAUUUAGCUCCAUUCCCCCCCAAAAUCCAUACAUUCUCGAUACCAACGUUCGAAAAGAAAAUACUGGAUUGUGUCAAUGAACAUGUUGCCGCAACCCCCAACACCAGGCUCGUGCUUCUCCUCCUCCCCAGAGGCCUCCUCCUCUGCCACCGCAAAACGGACCUCCCGCUCCAGGCCGGAACGACAAGCUCUCUCCCUCGAUCUCUCAAACCUCCCUCCCCUUGCUCAACCCUCCCCGCCUUCAAACACCCUCCUAAUAACUGAUCUCCACGAUCUAUCCCUCUUCCAGCCCUCCUCCCUCGACGCCAUCAAAGCCCAAAUAUCUCGCAUAACCCCACUGAACUCGUUCUCCCCGCUCCCCUCCCUCCGCCGCAUCGUCUGCUCCUUCACCUCCAUCGCCGCCGCUAUAAGAAUCCGCCAGCUCCUCGACGGCGAAGCCAUCUUAGGCAAAAAUGUCCGUGCCAGAGUUUACUUUGGUGAAAAUACCCCCGUGGAAGACGCUGAAGAGGGCCGUAGACGAAACCUCCUCGAGGCUCCCAAGUCACAGAAGCUAUUCUUCAUCAGUCCCCCGCCCAGCCCUCCGCACGGCUGGAUGAUGCGCAAUGAAGACCCGCCCAAUAAAGAAGUGCACGCAGCUGACCUGGCUGAGGCAUUGCAAAGGCUCGAGACGCCGACUGGGGCAGCAGCCCCAGACGUUGAUAGUGAUAUGAAUAUGACCUCUGAGAGCUGCGGUGCGGGACAUGACCCUGAUACCCCUGUUUCCGUAUCUUCGGAUGUGCACAUGCACGGAAGCGACCAGGAAGGAUCAAGCGCGCGUUUGCGCUCAACAUAUACCCGGCCAGUGGCCACCGGUCGAGAGCGCAGCGGCAGCAGUACGCUCAUUUACGACCCAGAAUACCAUGGCAGUAGCCCGCAUUUGCCCGCGGUCAUGGUGGAGGAUACGACGGUUGGCGGUGGCGUAUCUGAUACUGAGAUAGAUAUGGACAUUGGUAGUGCCGGAUCGAGCAAACGCAUUAUAGCGCACACGGCUCGACCGCCUGUUGAGCUUAUGGAUUGAGGAUAAGGAGAUGAUGGCGUUUCUCGUCCCUUCUUUCUUCGUGUCUUUCUCCGUGGCCUAUUCAAAAAGGAAAAUGGGGGGGGGGUGUUGCGCUCUAUAUGGCAUUUUAUGCUUUUGAGAGCAGCAAAUUGAUUUUUUCUCUGCAUGUAAUUUGAGCGUCGUUAUUCCUUCGUCGUCGUCAUCGUAUUCACUGGCGUUCUGGGCUCUGUCCUGAUUGACUCUUUGAUCAUGGAGGCUUUUUUUCCUUUAUUUGUUUCUUCCUUUCCCUUUCUUCUCUCCUUUUCUAAUUAAAUGGAUGAGCUUUUCACAACCAUGCUUUGAUAACCAAGAUUAUACCCUCCCGCCGACUAUACCUAGAUAAUUUACUCCGUACUGGCUAGAGUAUUAGUUGAGGAAUUAUCAACUUAGUAUUGCAUUGGGAGUUAAGAAUAAUAGAAUACAAAGGAAAUAAAAACUGUCAUGGUGGAUUACUUGGAAUGCUUUUAAUCAUCUCAGAGGAUCAGAGGAUCAUUACAGAUACUCCUGUCACGUACAAACCAUAUUCUUAUGGAGGGUCAUUAUCAUCAAGCGGUAUACCAAUAUAUAUAUAUAUAUAUAUAUACUACGCUGUACAACUCUCCCCGUGGAAUUGAAAGCACAUUGAGGGUUUCUUUGGUUCAAUCACAAACAGACAACCAGGAAUUGAUUAGAUACGGAGAAAGUGCAUCAGAUGCUCCGGAGAGCUGCCAACCACAGUCAACAAACCAAGGAACCAGCCAGCGCCUGGUAGAAGAAAGUCGUCGGCAUAGAGGGUAAAGUAAGGCUAGUACUGGAAUAGCCCUUAAAAGCUCUCUCAAUCUCUCAGCGCAGACAGCUCCCACAUCGUCGUGUUCGCUGGGCGCGGGGGAAGGGAUGACUAAUCCAAAACGUGGUAACUACACCGCCAAGACACCUGCAACCCCAUCAGGACUAGCGGAAUGGAGUUAGUCAGCCAAAACGGCGGUUGAGCCGCAUGCCAUAUGGCCACGCGGUUACAGUUGAAUGUGGUGCCAACAAAACUGACUGUGGUGCCAACUUUUGACCCACUUUUCUGGACACAUAUUUAACUUUAGUGCUCUCUCUAAAAUGCACACUCACUACUACGUACACACCUCACACAUAAUACACACAUAUUACUAAUCCACACUAACUCUUUUACGAUCCCUCCUCAUUGGCACUCAAUCUUCUUUCUUAGUGUAGAAGUCUAUGUUAGAGAGUUCAUAAUUGAAUUAGAAUUGAAAGCUAGAGUCUUUUGAAAAAUAUGAAAAUUCAAUAUUGUAAGGGGUGUAGAUAGAGAUGAUGAGCUUGAAAUGUCUAGUGUAUUUAGUUUUAAUGGGGUGCUGCCAUGGAUCCAAGUUUGAAAUCAGGUUGGGACCACCCU